Messenger RNA from Linum trigynum, 1659 nucleotides. The record is from the annotation of a GenBank genome assembly. Lineage: Eukaryota; Viridiplantae; Streptophyta; Magnoliopsida; Malpighiales; Linaceae.
AUGGGGCUAACGGACUACGCCACCACCCUAACCACCUCCGCCGCCGCACUCUCCUCCUACAAAUGGCUCGGCCUCGUCACCGCCGUCUGGGUCCAAGCCAUCUCCGGCAACAACUACACCUUCGCCAACUACUCCCACGCCCUCAAAUCCCUAAUGAACCUCACUCAGCUCCAGCUCAACAACCUCUCGGUCGCUAAAGACGUCGGCAAGGCAUUCGGCCUCCUCGCCGGCCUCGCUUCCGACCGAUUCUCCACUCCCGUCCUCCUCCUCAUCGGCUCAAUCGAAGGCCUCAUCGGCUACGGCGUCCAGUGGCUCGUCGUCAGCGGCCGGAUCAGUCCUUUGCCUUACUGGCAGAUGUGCGUCUUCCUCUGCCUCGGCGGCAACAGCACCACCUGGAUGAACACCUCGGUGCUCGUGACCUGCAUCCGCAACUUCCGCCGCAACCGCGGGCCGGUCUCCGGGAUCUUGAAAGGAUUCGUCGGGUUGUCCACCGCAAUCUUCACAGAUCUCUGUUCCGCCUUCUUCUCCGACGAUCCGGCGACUUUCCUGCUCAUGCUGGCCUUAGUCCCCUUCUUCGUCUGCCUCGCCGCCGUCUUCUUCCUCCGCGAGAUCCCGCCGGCCACUACUAUGGCGGAGGAGAAGGAAGAGGGGAAAUACUUCUCCGCAUUCAAUGUCGUCGCUGUGGUAGUCGCGUUCCUCCUACUGGCCUACGAUUUCACCCCCAAUCCGACCCGAGGACUCUCCCUAGGGUUCGGAAUCACUCUCCUCGUCCUCCUCGCGUCGCCGCUCGCCGUACCGGUCCACAAAUUGGUCAACGGAUUGAGAAUCGCCGCCGCCGAAGCCGACAUUGAGCGGGUGCAGGGCGCCACUGACGAACCGCUUUUGCAGGAAUCGACGGCGGAGGAGAAGGCGGUUGAGGUGGUGGAGGAAGAUGGAGAGGAGGUAACGAGAAAGCCGGUGAUCGGAGAGGAGCAUACGAUUGGGGAGGCGCUAAGGACGGCGGAUUUCUGGAUUCUGUUCGUUUCGUUUCUGUGUGGAGUGGGGACGGGUUUGGCGGUGAUGAACAACACCGGGCAAAUCGGGCUGGCCCUUGGAUACGUCGACGUUUCGAUCUUUGUAUCGUUGACGAGUAUUUUCGGGUUCUUCGGAAGGAUUCUAUCCGGGUCGGUGUCAGAGUACUUUGUCAAGAAAUCUGGAACCCCAAGACCACUCUGGAAUGCAGCAUCCCAAAUCCUGAUGGCAGUGGGAUACAUCCUCCUAGCCGCGGCCCUACCAGGCUCGCUCUACGUGGGCUCGAUUGUCGUCGGGAUCUGCUACGGAGUCCGCCUGGCUGUCUCGGUGCCGACCGCAUCAGAGCUCUUCGGCCUGAAAUACUACGGCCUGAUCUACAACAUCCUGAUCCUCAACUUGCCACUGGGCUCCUUCCUCUUCUCCGGCUUGCUUGCCGGGCUCCUCUACGAUGCCGAGGCCACCCCUACUCCCGGCGGAGGCAACACCUGCGUCGGAGCUCACUGUUACAGGAUGGUCUUCAUCGUCAUGGCUAUAGCUUGCAUUGUCGGGUUCGCUCUUGACGUGCUCUUGGCAGUGAGGACCAAACCGGUUUACGCCAAGAUUUAUGCGAGCAGGAAGUCGAAGAAAUCUGGAGGCAACAGCCAAUGA